UGUCUUUCAACGUGUCUUAACUGUGUAGAAUAGGCUGCACGCUUAUUUACAUUCAAACAGCCAGGAGGAAGAGGCAGGGCUGAGAUUUGAGCAACACUUUUAAAGCCAGUCAUACAGCUAACCUCCUCACAUCAGCUUAAUCCGUUCCACUAUGUUUGUUUCUUUCAUCCUACUGUGGAUCUGCGUUUUCUUCUUCAUUCUCUGUGUCAAAAGUCAGAGACCAAAGAACUUUCCUCCAGGGCCUCGUCCGUUACCGAUACUGGGGAACCUAUUGAACCUCAGCCUGGACAACCCUAUCAAGGACUUUGAGAGGCUGAGGAAGCGCUAUGGAAACGUCUACAGUCUCUUCCUUGGGCCCAAACCGGCCGUAGUCAUCAAUGGGGUGCAGGCCAUGAAGGAGGCUAUGAUGACCAAAGCUGUGGAUUUUGCUGGGCGACCCCAAGACAUUUUUGUCACCGACCUCACCCAGAAUGGACUGGUUCUGGCAGACUAUGGCCCUAGCUGGAAGGAGCAUCGUCGCUUCGCUCUGAUGACCUUGAGGAAUUUCGGUCUGGGGAAGCAGUCCAUGGAGCAGAGGAUUCUGGGAGAGAUACAGUACACAAUGGAAACACUGGAAGGGAGCAUUGGUACAACGAUGAGUCCUCAAGUUAUGUUUCAUAACGCGGCCUCCAACAUCAUCUGCCAGGUCCUGUUUGGUACGCGUUACGACUACGACGACAACUUUAUCAAAGUGGUUGUUCAGUGCUUUAAAGAAAACUCCAAGAUAGCUAAUGGACCCUGGGCUAUGCUUUAUGACUCUUUUCCCAUGAUUCGAAACCUGCCGCUGCCCUUCAUGAAGGCAUUUAAGAACAUUGAGACUUGUAAGAAAUUUGCAACUCGUCAUAUUGCCGAGCACAAAGAGACCAAGGUUCCCGGGCAACCUCGAGACUUUCUGGACUGCUAUCUGGAUGAACUGGAUAAGAGUGGCGAUAACGGCUCCUCUCUCUGUGAGGAUCGACUCACCAUGUUUGUCCUGGAUCUUCACUUUGCUGGGACUGACACCACGUCCAACACCCUGCUCACUGGCUUCCUCUACCUCACGACUUACCCACAUAUACAAGAGCGAUGCCAGCAGGAGAUAGACCAAGUCUUGGAACAGAAGGAUCACGCCAGUUACGACGACAGACACAACAUGCCUUACAUGCAGGCUGUGAUCCAUGAAGUCCAAAGGGUAGCCAACACCCUCCCUCUCAGUGUCUACCACUACACAACUAAUGACACAAAGCUCAUGGAAUAUUUCCUACCCAGGGGUACAUUGAUCAUUCAAAACCUGAACUCGGUGCUAAACGAGGAGGACCAGUGGAAAUUCCCUCAUGAAUUCAACCCGGAAAACUUCCUGAAUGAUCAGGGAGAGUUUGUUAAGCCAGAGGCCUUCAUGCCUUUCUCUGCAGGUCCUCGUAUGUGUCUCGGAGAGGGUCUGGCUCGUAUGGAGCUCUUCCUCAUCACGGUGACUCUGCUGAGGAAGUUCAAGUUCAUCUGGCCCGAGGAUGCAGGAGAGCCAGACUACACCCCCGUCUACGGGGUCACUCUGUCUCCUAAACCUUACCGCAUGAAGGUCCAGCUCAGGACCACGCAGUAGACCAUCUCCUGUCACACAGGAGAAACGAUGAAGACUGAUUCAAAUGGACUCAAGUGGCCAGUAACUCCCAACGAGACAAAAAAUACAGUGAAAGAAAUAGAAAAGUACAUUUUCUUUAAUUCACCUUUAUAGAGACAGAGAGAGAAAUGAAUGACAUGAUAUUGUCCAUUUAGAGCUGUGAGAGAAAAGACUAGUUAAUGGCUCCCUCAAGUGGACAGAAUUGGGUAUUACAUUUAAUAAAGUUUUAUUUCUGAACAUGAGCAGUAUGGCACAGGCUGCUUAAUGGAAAAAAAUAUAACUGUCUUAGUUAAGUUUGGUAUAGUCGGCCACUUUGUUUUAUCAAACUGAUUGGAUGGACGUAUGCAAUAUGGAGUAUAUACAGUAGAUGAAAUGUAAAUUUUAAACUAAUUUUGAUUGUUAAAGGGGACAUAUCGUGCUCAUUUUCAUGUUCAUACUUGUAUUUUG
Messenger RNA from Sebastes umbrosus (honeycomb rockfish), 2083 nucleotides. Its product is annotated as cytochrome P450 2F2-like. Gene Ontology annotation, cellular component: intracellular membrane-bounded organelle; cytoplasm. The record is from RefSeq and is a predicted model, not a curated record. The transcript has 11 exons. Lineage: Eukaryota; Metazoa; Chordata; Actinopteri; Perciformes; Sebastidae. Gene Ontology annotation, molecular function: iron ion binding; oxidoreductase activity, acting on paired donors, with incorporation or reduction of molecular oxygen, reduced flavin or flavoprotein as one donor, and incorporation of one atom of oxygen; heme binding. Gene Ontology annotation, biological process: xenobiotic metabolic process. The coding region runs from base 152 to 1618 and encodes 488 amino acids.